ACACCAAGUAGUGCAAAUAAUACCAAGUUUUUGGGUCAUUCAGUUUCAGUGUUGGUGACCCAAAGCUUGAUAGAAAGAAUGACGGUGAAUGGCAUAGCAUAAUCUGCACAGAGGGAUCGAAAGACGGAAAGAGUGUGAAGCUUGUUGUUGUUGUUUGCGGUUGAUUAGGCCUUUUGGUUUGGGGUUUCAUGAUGGAUGGUGACAGAUACAGUGUUGAAUUGAUUGCGAUGGAAUGUUUUUUGGUGCCCUUCCUGCCUUCACUCCCUCAGCGUUUCCUGCCUUAUGGCUUAUGAACCCUAAUUACUAGCCAAGGGUUGCUGUUGCGGUCUACGCAUGAGCUGGAGGAUUACUUGCUAAAAUUGUUGGCUGCUGAGUGGUGACAUAAUAAUAUUAGCAGCUAAUUGUUAAAUAUACAUGCUUUGAUUUUACUUUGUUGAGUAAUAUCAUAUUAAUAAAGAAAGAAAAAAGGAAAAUGUAUGGGAGAGGUGGUCUUGAUAGAUUCAAAAAAGCUCAAUCCUUGGAACCCUUCUCGGUUUCCCUGAAUUCUUCUUCCCCCAAAACCGCACCCAAAGCUGGUCAAGUUGAACAACAUUCACAUAUUCAAAAUGCAGUUGCUCAGCCUCAGCAAGAGGAGGAUGUUCAAUCCAAGCCAGCCACUCAGGUUGGGGCCGGUCAAUCCACUUGGCAACCUCCUGAUUGGGCUAUCGAGCCUCGCCCUGGUGUCUACUAUCUUCAAGUUGUCAAGGAAGGACAAGUACUUGAAACCAUUAAUAUCGAUAGACGCAGACUCAUCUUUGGCAGGCAAUAUCAUACUUGUGAUUUCGUGCUUAAUCAUCUCUCCGUUUCACGUCAGCAUGCUGCUGUUGUUCCUCACAAGAAUGGCAGCAUAUAUGUCAUUGAUUUGGGAUCAGCGCAUGGAACCUUUGUUGCAAAUGAGCGUCUGACAAAAGAUACACCUGUUGAGCUUGAAGUAGGUCAAUCUUUGCGUUUUGCUGCAUCCACGAGAACUUAUAUCUUAAGGAAGAACAAUGCAGCUCUAUUUCCUCGUCCUCCACCCCCCACCGAGAUAAAUCUACCCCCACGGCCUGAUCCUUCUGAUGAAGAAGCUGUCGUAGCUUACAAUACACUUAUAAAUCGUUACGGUCUGAGCAAAUCUGACUUGCUGCCCAAAUCCAUCUCAUUAGCUGAAAGUGAAGACAGCACACUGCCAGAGAGAGCCACUAAAAGAAUGAGGAAACUAAAAGUUACCUUUAGGGAUCAGGCUGGGGGAGAGUUGGUCGAAGUUGUUGGAAUUUCAGAUGGUGCAGAUGUAGAAACCGAAACGGGACCCAUAGGUGUAAAAGAAGGAAGUCUUGUUGGAAAAUACGGAUCUCUUGUACAAACAACAGUAAUUCCUAAAGGUAAGGAUGUAUCGUCUGUAAAAGAAGACGGUGUUUCUCAGAAAGGUGUGACUGAUAAACUGCAAGAAUUGUUGAACAAAGUAAAAAAUACACCAAAAGGUGGGAUUUAUGAUGAUCUUUACGGAGAAUCUUUAUCUGAAAAAGUGGGUUCUUCUUCGUGGGCUUACACUAGUGAUAGUGCUCCUACAGGAGAUGAUGUUGUUGGUGGUGCCUCAAGUGGUAAACCUGGAACUAAGUCUGCCUCAUAUGAUGAUAGCGAAGAUGAUUUAUUUGGUGAUUGAUUGAAAUGCUCUUUGGCAACAAUUUUCCCACAUUGGGUUUUUGAUUAAAUGACACAAAAGUAAGUUCUUUCUGGCCUUAGAAGCAAAAGGUUAUUAUUAACUCUUUUUAAGAUGGAGAAAUUUUCGUUGUAAUUUAUUACUAAACUUUCUUUGUACAAUGGAUUGUCAACCUCUGAUUGGGGAUUUUAAAGUCCACGUUAGAGAAUGUUUUCAUUUCCUUUUAAUCUA
Gossypium raimondii (Peruvian cotton) is the source of this 1909-nucleotide messenger RNA. Its product is annotated as protein phosphatase 1 regulatory inhibitor subunit PPP1R8 homolog. Gene Ontology annotation, molecular function: mRNA binding; protein binding. The coding region runs from base 473 to 1681 and encodes 402 amino acids. The record is from RefSeq and is a predicted model, not a curated record. The transcript is spliced from 3 exons. Lineage: Eukaryota; Viridiplantae; Streptophyta; Magnoliopsida; Malvales; Malvaceae.